Hibiscus syriacus is the source of this 457-nucleotide messenger RNA. RefSeq names its product protein transport protein yos1-like. The transcript has 2 exons. Gene Ontology annotation, cellular component: endoplasmic reticulum membrane; Golgi membrane; COPII-coated ER to Golgi transport vesicle. NCBI's taxonomy places the organism in Eukaryota, Viridiplantae, Streptophyta, Magnoliopsida, Malvales, Malvaceae. Gene Ontology annotation, biological process: endoplasmic reticulum to Golgi vesicle-mediated transport. The coding region runs from base 159 to 392 and encodes 77 amino acids. The record is from RefSeq and is a predicted model, not a curated record.
GCCCAACAAGUUACGACCGGCUGUUGUCCACUUGUUUCGCGACUUUCUUCUUGUUGCUUCCAUUCUUCAAAAAGGGUUUUGGCUGUGCAUAUUCAUCUUUGAUCUCUGCUUCCAGCUGGAAAAAACAAUCUUCCAGGGUUGUUUCUCGUCACAGCAAAAUGGGGUUCUGGACAUUUCUUGAAGGUUUACUGCUCUUUGCCAAUGCAUUAGCGAUUCUGAAUGAAGAUAGGUUCCUGGGUCCAAGAAGAUGGACUUUGGCAGAAUUUCAAAGAGGGAGAAGAAAUACACUAAAGGGACGGAUAAUUGGACUCGUACAUGCUUGCCAAUUCCUAAGACUGCCACUUAUACUGUUCAAUAUCAUCACCAUUGUAAUCAAGUUGUUCACCGGUUAAGCCACUUAUCAUGUAUGUACAAUACUCGGAAAUAGUAGAAUAAGAGAGAACUCAUGUUCUGGUGA